AUGCUCCAUUUUGUGAAAACAAACGGAGUCUCCACCGUCAGACUGGACUCGCCAUUAAAGAGUGACCCAUUUGAGGACUUGUCAUUGACCCUGCUUGCUGUGUCAAAGGCUCAGCCAUCUGUUCACACCCCAAGCCCAAGGGGGCUGACGCCGUUGCCUUCUGCAACCCCAAGUAACGCAAACACUCUGAGUUCUGUAAGCUGCAUGCCGACAAUGCCUCCAAUUCCAGCCCGGAGUAAAUCCCAGGAAAACAUGCGACGUUCCCCAAAUCCAUUCAUCCCAAGCUCAAGCAGCACAAAUCCUUUUACUGACAGGACUGCCGUUCCCAGAAACCCAUUUCGAGCUGAGUCUCAAGAAUCAGAGGCCACUUCAUGGUUCUCCAAAGAAGAGCCUGUUGCUCAGAGUCCAUUCUCUUCGCUGAGGCCUCUGGGUCAGAACAGUAGCAAGCCUUCAUCCUCCCUGGAUGGGUUUAAGGACAGUUUUGAUCCGCAGGGCCCGCCUGUACUAACAGUCAGCAACCCCAAAGGAUGGGUAACCUUCGAGGAGGAAGAGGACUUUGCUGUGACAGGGAAGUCAGGGUCCACUCGUCCAGAUGUUUUCCUGGGUAAGCAGCCGAGCUCAUCUCCUGGCUCCAAGGUGACGCUUGCUGAUGACUGGGGUACAAGUACCAAUGUGUCUUUCUGUGUGUUGCCAGCAAGAAGACCACCCCCACCGCCUGUCCCUCUGCUCCCACCUGGCACCACCCCUCCCGCAGACCCUUUCACAGCCCUGGCCUCUAAGGUAUCACCCACACUAGACUUGACGGAAAGAUAAAGUCACACAGUAGAGAGCAGUUGUCCCUUUAGUUUUGGCAGGGUAGAGCCAAGAGAUUUGGGCAUUCGUUAUUCAUGAUGUGCAAUAAGUAAUUGUUAAGUGCACUGAUGUUGUCCUGAAAUACCACUAUUUAAUGUGUACAGAGUUGGAAUAUGUGUAUAUCAGAAAUAAGGAAAAAUCUUUCUCAUUAUUAACUGGAAUUUUGGUGUGUUUCUGUUUGGAUAAAUAAGAGAGUAGAAGCCAUAAAAAGUGCUCGAAGCUACUUUAGAAAAGUCCUCAUUCAGACAUUCUUCAUCAGUCUCCUUUAAAGCAUCUCAAAAAGCCCAGACAACUUCUAGCUGACAUUGCUGCCAGCCCUUUGCUACUUGUUAACAAUUGGUGUUUAUAAGUAUUUACCAAAGAGCCAUCAAAGGUACACUGAAACAGAAUUUAGAAAGACAUUGCUUUAAAAAAAACAGUGUAUACACACACAAACACACAAAUGUAUACACUUACAUACUGGUAAAUUGCAUCACUUAAAUUCUAGGGUAUAAGUCAGACUAAAUUUUUACCUAAAAGUUGUAACAGAGUUCUCUUUUCCAUAUAAUCAAAUGGAUGGCUGAAAAUGAAAUUUGGAUAUUUCCAUUAUCUUUCUUUCCAAAACUAGAGUAAUCUCACAAUGGAACCAGAAUUUGCCCCCAUUGCCACCCCUUCUGGACACCCAUACCACACACCCCCUUGUCACUCUGCUCCCACACCUCUGCCUGCUUUUCUGGGGGAAGAGCUUCUUGCAGCCGGAAGUAGCAUAUUGUGUGGACCGACCCUCCUGCCCUUUCAAAAAAGCACGCUGCCCACAGAUGUCAGGAAGGCACGUGCCACCAAGUUCAAUGAGAAGUAAAUGAGAGUUAAAGGUCCAUGAAGGUGUCCGAGGCCCCAUGGCCUUCCUCACUUCUCAAGCUGGUGAGCCAGGCAGCGCCCACCCUGGGGGUCGCUGAACUGGAAUCUACCGUGUGUUCUCUCCCCCAUCUGUGAUGCUGCUUUACGUUCUUAGAGGCUACACUUCAAAUUAGCUGUGGAUUUUGUCUCCUGCACUGCCAGUAUGCAGCUGAUCCUGCUUUUGGUUAAUUUUAUGAAGACGUUCAUAAUUUCUACAGAAUGUAGUAUUUUGAUAUCAUUGAGGAAUCCUAAUCAGAAAAUUCCUGGAGCAAUAGUUGUUUUGCUGUCAGUUUGAAAUCACCUUUACCCAUUAUAUUAGCAUUCCUUUUAUACAAACAGUUGUAAAUGUCACCUGAAUUCCAUUGUCCACAUUUAACCUUUAACACGUGCAUUGGGGGAAUAUCAGAAAAUGGAGUUAACGGCUAAGAAUACAUAAGAUGUAGAAAAGCACAGCAAGCUGCGUCGCACUUAACCACAUAAAGCAAAUCUAUUAGGAAAAAAGCACUUUUCUAAAUGCUCAAAUGUUAUCAGAAUACUAUAUUUAUAAAAGUAAUUCUCUCUCUAUUAACAGCCAGGACUUGCUGUUAGAAAUAACUCUUGUGAGUUUUAUAUUGCGCUUUUUGGGGGGUUCUAAUCAUUUCAGCAGUAGUAUAUUUUAAACAGCAGUAUUACUAUAAGCAGUGUGCUUCAAAAUGUGAAUUAACUUGUUGAAACUGUGGCUUUAACAUCUGUGUGAUUAGUGUAUACGGUAUUUGCUCUCCGUUAGGAAAAUAACUCAUUAUAAACUUUAGUGCAACUGCAGUUCUGUGAGCAGUGUUUCCCAUUGAAUAGAAACUACUGUCUAAAAUAUACAUAUCAAGCAGCAGCUCAGCCUUUGUCAGGAAAUUCUAUUGAUACUUGGCAAGUUGCUGAAAAAGGGCACAAAGUUAUGACAGACAGUUAAAGGUAUGCUGCAAUAACUAGCCAUUAUUCUGCAUAUUAUUAAAAUAUUGACCAGUUCUGUUAAAAGCAGAGCAGAAGCUAGACACUAAGGAUCUCUGUGAAUUCUUUGUUCUCUAUAGUAGAUUGCUGUUUAUAUGUAAGAAUUUUAUUGCUUAUGUGGCACACAGUAUUUAUAACUAUAUACUUUAUAGGAGUACAGUAUUAAAGUCGGUGGCAUAUAAUCACUGAACAUAUCCUGUGAAAUGUGCUGUCAUAUGAAAUAAAUAUACCUGUCUUUACCAUCCUGA
Messenger RNA from Odocoileus virginianus texanus, 2957 nucleotides. NCBI's taxonomy places the organism in Eukaryota, Metazoa, Chordata, Mammalia, Artiodactyla, Cervidae. The record is from RefSeq and is a predicted model, not a curated record.